Molecule: messenger RNA, 1978 nt
Organism: Colletotrichum destructivum
Lineage: Eukaryota; Fungi; Ascomycota; Sordariomycetes; Glomerellales; Glomerellaceae
Product: Putative senescence marker protein-30 (SMP-30)
Exons: 2
Coding region: 396-1307 (303 amino acids)
Biological process (GO): L-ascorbic acid biosynthetic process
Molecular function (GO): gluconolactonase activity; calcium ion binding
Source: RefSeq, a predicted model, not a curated record
CUUGAUUGAUGCCGUUGUGACGUUUACUGUGUCGGAAAAACCAAACCCCUCUCCCCCCCCCCCCCCCUCAUCCCCCGUAUCGCCCGCUUAUACUGACGUGACGACCAGACCGAGAACGUGGUUCGUCGGGUUUCCUUCGGUUAAUUGCCGAGCGAGACACAAGGUGGCAGAGGCAUCAUCCUGGGUAAUUCUGGCCGUCUGUCUCCUCAUUGCGAAAUCCCUCAUCGACUUGUCUACUUGAAUCAGUAGAAACCAGCCCCCCACCCCCCAAGAAGGAAGCAAAGAAGCGCGGCUAUUCAUCGACCAGCAAGCAUCCUCUCUCACCAAGCCCCAUUCCCCGCGUCGCACAAAAGGAGACAAAGUCGCACCAAAUUUUCUUCAAUUCUUUUGCUAGAAUGGCGCCCUUCCAGACGUGGACGGCUGGGGAGCCCUACCUCAACCUGCACUGCGGGCUGGGCGAGGGCCCCUACUACGAGAAGGCGGGCAACGUCCUGCGCUUCGUCGACAUCAAGAAAAAGCAGGUCCACUUCGUCAACCUCGACCGGGGCCCGGAGUCGCUGCGGACGGUGCAGCUCGACGUCCCCGUCGGCGUGACGGCCGACAUCGCGGGCGUCGACCCGGCGGACAGGAUCCUGGUCGGCCUCAAAUACGGCGUCGCCGUGCUCGACGUCGCCACGGGCCAGUACGAGUACGUCGCCAAGCUGCACGACACCGACAACGAGAGGCUCAGGGCCAACGACGGCGCCGUCGACCCUCACGGCCGCUUCUGGCUUGGCAGCAUGACGGAUUUCGGAUUGGGCGACUUCCAGGCUGAAGGUGCCCUGCACCGCUUCGACGGCAAGUCAGCCAGGGAAGAGGUUCUCAGCGACCUCCUGAUCCCCAACUCGGUCGGCUGGUCCCCGGACGGCAGAACCAUGUACUUCACGCAUUCGACGGACCGCAAGGUGUACGCGUGGGACUACGACCCCACCAGCGGCGCGGUCUCAAACCGGCGCGUCUUCUACGCGCACGACGGCGCCGGCGAGCCCGACGGCUUCCGCGUCGACGCCGACGGCAACCUCUGGCACGCCGUGUACAACGAGGGUCGCGUCCUCAAGAUCUCGUCCGCCGGUGAGCUCGUUGGCGAGGUCAGGGUGCCCACUUUGGCCGUCACCUGCGUGCAGUUCGUCGGCACCGCCCUCUUCAUCACGACGGCGCAGCUCGGCGAGGACGACGAGGCCACCGACGAGCAGAGGACCCUCGGGGGCGCUCUUUUCCGCGUCGACGUCGGGGCCAAGGGCCUGGACCCGUUUGAGUUUAAGCUCUGAACGGUCCCCCCCCCCCACUGGCGGGGGUCACGAUGAGUCGUCACGCGGUAUUGCAUCUGAUACGAAGCUCGACGCCGACACCCUGCGAUGGAGACGCGGUUCGUGUAUGGAGUGAGGGGGUUGACGAGAGGUGGUUGGGAGGGGUGUGUGUGUGUGUGUGUGUGUGUGUGUGUGGGUAGGUGGACGACAAUGCCCACGGGAUCAACGGACGAGGCGAAGACGACGAUAAUGGGAACCGGCCGUAGAUGAUGAUGAAUGAGGAAUAUGACACGACACCGCUCUUUGCUUUACCGUGUGUUUGCCACCACGGUUCAAGUUCGUGUUUGCUGAAGGAUGGAUGGAUGCCUGGUCUAUUCUCAUUGUAUCGUCGUCAAAGACGCGCCCCCCUCCCCCCUCUCCCCCUGGUUCUCCUCCGCAGAAGCUUCCCGUUCGAGAACGCUCCCUGGGUUGACGGACCCAGAGAGUCCUAUACACCCUAGGUUCUCCCUCUUCUUGCGCUUCCUGCGCUUCACGAUAAUUCAAAUUGGGGGCCAUUCUGAUGUUGUCACGAUAGAGGACACCGGUUUGGGUUUGUUUUUUUGACUCAUGCACCUCCCCACCUCUCAUUCCUAGCUGUCUGGAAGUCGGUGAUACAUACCCCGUACUGUACGUGUACUCCAACUGCUUGCUGC